Candoia aspera is the source of this 1367-nucleotide messenger RNA. RefSeq names its product coiled-coil-helix-coiled-coil-helix domain containing 6 (gene CHCHD6). Gene Ontology annotation, cellular component: MICOS complex; mitochondrion. Gene Ontology annotation, biological process: cristae formation; DNA damage response. The record is from RefSeq and is a predicted model, not a curated record. The coding region runs from base 165 to 878 and encodes 237 amino acids. The transcript has 8 exons. NCBI's taxonomy places the organism in Eukaryota, Metazoa, Chordata, Lepidosauria, Squamata, Candoiidae.
CAGCGUCCUUCGCGGCCGUCUCCAAGACCGUGUAGCGCUAUUGGAGACUUUCUCCGCUGCCGCCAACCGGGAGCGACUUUAUAGGCCGGUGGAGCGGAGUCUGUUGUCUGGGUUUCUGUCUUGAUUUUGAACUUGCCUCUGAGUUUUCUUUUUCUCUUGGUGCCAUGGGGGCUAGCGGGAGCACCCAUGGCAGCAGGAAGGUCUCCUUCGAGCUGGAUGAGAACGAGCAAGUUCGGGUGUUGCAGGGCAUUAGGCUUUCUGAAGAUGUAGUAAACAGAAUGAAGGAGAAAUGCGAACCUAAACAGGACCAGCAAUCGCAAGGGAAACCUAAGGUGUCCACAGGGAUUUGCCCACCAACCGCAGAGAGUUUGGGUCAAAAUACUUCUGAAGCAGAGGAGGAUCUGUAUAAGAGGUAUGAUCAAGAGCAGGCAGUGGUCCAAGAGGAACUACUUCGACUGGCAAAAAGAGAGAGGGAGAGGGAGGCAGUCAGCGACAGCCUGAAUGCUACCCUCCACCAGGAGAGAAGUAGUGCCCAAGAGGAGAAGCAGAAAGCAGCCCAUCUGGCAAAGGAGCUGCAGUGGAAAGAUGAAGAGCUGAAGCGGAGAGGCACCUUCUAUAAGGAACAAUUGGCCCACAUUGAGAAGAAGAAUUCUGAAAUCUACAAGCUGACUUUGGAUCAAUACAAUGAGGCAGUCACCAGUGCAGAAGAUCAAAUCAGGCGGAGGAACACACAACCUAUAUGUGCAAACCUGCAGGAAGCCAUUCUGACGUGCUACAAUGAAAAUAAGCAGCAAGUGCUAAACUGCUCAGAGCUAGUCAAGGAGUAUCAGCGUUGUGUUAGGCUAGCCCAAAAGGAAUUGUUGAUUCAUUUUGAUUAAAAUCCAACUGCCAAAACAAAUGAAGACAACAGAAGUUCUUCAAAGACCAGUAUCUUCCUUGGUUUCAUGCUGAUGUAAAUGAGUGCCUUCUACCUUUAGCAGACCACAAAAAACACCAUGAGUCCAUACACAGAUGCCUCUAUGGAUCCGUUGCAAUGCUUGAAUUUGGACUUAAGGGUCAAAUGGGCUUGGACAAAGCUGUGCUCUGAAAAAGGUAUGUUGCCAUCAUCAUUCAUGUGAUGAACAUUCAUGAAAAGGAGUGCUACAGGCAAAUAUUGUUUCUAAUAUGGAAUAUUAAACAUAAGCUUUCAUUGAAACACAAAAACCAAAAGGCUGUCAAAUGUUCAAUGUUACUGUUACCCAAUAUUUCAGUUUGUGUUUCCCCUUGUUUUUUUAGAGUAACACAUCUACAGAAUAAUGUCUGUAUGUAUGUAUGGCUAACAAGGGGCAAGGCAUUCAAACAAAACAAUAAAGAGUGUUUAAUGUUUA